Heterotrigona itama is the source of this 1226-nucleotide messenger RNA. Lineage: Eukaryota; Metazoa; Arthropoda; Insecta; Hymenoptera; Apidae. The record is from the annotation of a GenBank genome assembly.
AUGCCGAAAUCAAAUAGAAUGUUACGCUGUGACGAUGGUUGUGAUAGAAGAAACGGGAGUUUUGAGGAUGAUUAUUGUCACGGCGAUCGCGAAUCAAAAAACAAUUCAUAUCAUAGCACCAGAGCCAAAGCAUCAUUCAAAGCACGAACGAGACGAGCUAGAGAUGUGUCUACGUACUUGGUAUCAGAACAUAUAAAUCAAAACAUAGGAAUAGCAAUAAAUUUAAAGAAUAAUCGGCAAGUUAUUAUGAUGGAGAGAUACAAGGGCACGCAACCUGCAAGAAAUACAAGAGUUAGAAUGGCCAAAUUAAAACAACAUCCACUUCAGAAAUCUAGUCCAUUAUUGUGCGACGCAGUAGACGAAGCAAAUAACAUGCCAACCUCUGAAACGAACUUUGUUGCAAAUGCACAAGCGCAACAAUUUCUGAGACAAUUUUUACGAGAUUACUUUCUCACAUUCGACAGUGAGAAACGUGAAUCACUAGUGAAGGCAUAUGCUAAAAAUGCGAGUUUCAUUAUGACUGUGUCUGACAAUGCUCGCAAUCCAAACAAGAUGAAUGGAUAUCUCACACAUGACAGAAGGAAUAAUACAAAUAAACAACAAACAAUAUUGAGACAGGGAUCUUUGCAAAUUGUUGCAUAUUUCCAUGAAAUGCCACAAACAUCUCACUACGUGAAUACAUUUAACAUGGACAUCAAGGAGCAGUUAAAGCAAUUGAAUAGUCAACCAAAUGUACAAGAGGUAAACCCAGAAGCGAUAGUACAGGAAAUACAAAUGUUACAUUCAGUGGCAUAUCCAGAAGCACAAAUAACAAAUGAGGAAGCACUAAUGAUUGAUCUAAAAAGACAAAUGUCUUCACUUAGUAUUACACAAACAUCACCGGUAGAAUUACCCGAAGAUGAAGAACAAAAUAUGACGCUGAAUUUCAAUGAGCAAACAAAUAUGAAUUUGCAGUUAAGUUUGAAGUGUUUAGUAGAAUGUUUAGUAGAACCUUCAUGGAAUUACGACAAUGAAUUUUCAAUAGACCUUGUGUGUCGAAGAAAGAUUUACAAAAAAUGCAACAGCAACUGGAAUUUUUUUCUUUGCUUUCCGUUUCGUCGAAGUUCGGUGUGUCUCAGCACACCAAGGAUCGAUCUCAUUGCACGGACUUCGUAAGAAUGAAAAAAGAAUGUAACGAUAAUAGCAACGCGUUUCUAAAAUUCUGGACACUGGCUAUGAUGUUUUGA